This is a messenger RNA of Cygnus atratus (black swan), 2421 nucleotides long. RefSeq names its product tropomyosin 3 (gene TPM3). NCBI's taxonomy places the organism in Eukaryota, Metazoa, Chordata, Aves, Anseriformes, Anatidae. The transcript is spliced from 9 exons. Gene Ontology annotation, cellular component: actin filament. The record is from RefSeq and is a predicted model, not a curated record. Gene Ontology annotation, biological process: actin filament organization; muscle contraction. Bases 278 to 1255 code for a protein of 325 amino acids. Gene Ontology annotation, molecular function: actin filament binding.
GCGGGGUCCGAGCAGCGCUGGGGGCACCGCGGGAGGCGGCCGGGGCGGCACCGCGUGUGCCAAUUCUGCCCGUUCUGCCCCGAAGCUGCGGCUUUUCCGCCCCGAGGGCCGAAUCCUGCCGUCCCCGGGGAGCAGCUCGGUGCCGCCUGGCCCCGAGCGGGGCUGGGGGCGAGGUGCGGGAGCGGCGCCGUGCGGGGAGACGGGGCCACUCCCAGGCCCCGGCCGGGCUCUUUCUUUGCAGCCACAUAAGGAAUUCUCCCGCAGUAGCGGAGUUGUCAUGGGAACCCGCGUGCUUCCACCCCGCCUGCCCGAGCCUCGCCGCACCGGAGCGAAUCCCCGCUCCCGGCCUCGCAGUCGCCGCAGGGUCUGGGGCCUGGCCCCCGGGUCCCGAGGGAUUUCCCUGCUCCGAUCUCCGUGGGCUCGGGAAGCGGCGCUGAGCCUCGCGCUGGCUCUCUGCAGCUCCCUGGCUCGGGGCUCCCUUCCCGGAGGAAGGAGGAGCGGGAAGGCGCUGGUGGGCAGCGGGGCUGCCUGGGAGCGUCGCUGCCGCGUGCAGGGAAGGAAGGCGGAAAGGAAGGAUCAGGCCCUUGGCAGCCCCCUGAGCAGGGCAGAGGCAGUUCUUGGCAGCAGGGGAUUUUCUUGGGCUGAGGCAGAAGUGGCAUCUCUGAAUCGCCGCAUCCAGCUGGUAGAGGAGGAGUUAGACCGGGCCCAGGAGCGCCUUGCCACGGCUCUGCAGAAGCUGGAGGAGGCGGAGAAGGCUGCAGAUGAAAGUGAAAGAGGCAUGAAAGUCAUCGAAAACAGAGCUCUGAAGGAUGAGGAGAAAAUGGAGCUGCAGGAGAUCCAGCUCAAGGAAGCCAAGCACAUCGCGGAGGAGGCGGACAGGAAGUACGAGGAGGUUGCCCGGAAAUUGGUGAUCAUAGAAGGAGAUCUGGAGCGCACUGAGGAGAGAGCUGAGCUUGCAGAGUCUAAAUGUUCCGAGCUGGAGGAGGAGCUGAAGAAUGUCACCAACAAUCUCAAGUCUCUUGAGGCUCAGGCUGAGAAGUACUCUCAAAAAGAGGAUAAAUACGAAGAAGAGAUCAAGAUCCUGACUGAUAAACUCAAAGAGGCGGAGACCCGUGCUGAAUUCGCCGAGCGGUCUGUGGCCAAGCUGGAGAAGACCAUCGAUGAUUUGGAAGAUGAGCUCUAUGCCCAGAAACUGAAGUACAAAGCAAUUAGUGAGGAACUGGACCACGCCCUGAAUGACAUGACUUCCAUAUAAACUGAAAUCCACCAAAGAGGAGCAUCUCUGCACGCAAAGAAUGCUGGACCAGACCCUGCUAGACCUGAAUGAAAUGUAAUGGAUCCCUGCCACUGCCUCCGCCACACGAUGCCAUGGGGGGCCAGCCCAGCUGCUGCUGACCUCUAACCCUUGGGGACCAGGGUUUACUUUCUGUUGCCAACUUGACCAAACACAAAUCUGCUAUUUCACCUCAGGGUUAAAGGUCAUCAGGUUGGGCAGAGCUUCAAACAGCAUUAUUAAGGGAAAUAAACAAUGCAAUAAUGUUUGGGGAGCAUGUUUGAGAUGUAUACAUUUUGUAACUACCUUUUUUUGUAGCAACCAUUGUAAACAUUCCAAAUAACUGAGGCUGGUGAGCAACACUUCAAAAGCUCUUGGCUUUAAACUUUGAUAUUAACCUUCUGUUAAUUAGCUCUGGGCCCCUCUGCUUUGGCAGGGGAGGAAGAUGGGUGUGAUGGUUCCUGGCUGUGGGCCGCUGACUAGGAGAGUAGGGCUAGGAAUGGAGGCCUGUUGGGAAAACUUCCGCUCCAGGAGCUGUUUGCCAAAAGAGCAGUUCAGUUUUCAGCUUUAAGGUAACUCUGUCGUGGAGAAGCAACUUGAGCAAAAGCAGACUUUUUUUUUUUUUAAAGCCAAGCCUAUUAUCUGAACAAUUGAACCUUCGCAGGGGUUGUUUCCCUUCCAUCCCCCCAGUGUUGGCCACUUCCUUUCCCAGUAGGCUUAGAGAAGCCACGGCCCCGCUAACACAUUGCUACACAGGGGUUGAAUUUGCCUUCACUAAGUGCUGAUGCACCAAGCUUUAUCACUCAUCGCUGGGUUAAACUUAACAGCUUAAGUACAAAAGUCUUGUUUUCUUUGAAAAGUUCUGCCUAUCCUGGGGGGGGGGAAGCCGAGGCCUUCCCUCUCCUGGCCAGGAGUGCUCUUAAUGUCUUAAUAAGGUACAAGCCAUCUUGCUGUGCAGUGUUGAUGUAGUUUUUGUGAGGCGUGAGUGUGGAGAUGUCGAGCUCGCGGUGUGUAGCUUGUGGUUCGAGCAUGCUGCUUGGUUGUAGCAGUUCUAGGGGCCAAUCUGGAGAAAAGAACCAUAUCAAGUGUUUUGAUACUAAAUUGAGAAAUUGUAUUACUGUCUUUUGAAAUAAAAACCAAUCCCUCCA